Messenger RNA from Hyalella azteca, 6542 nucleotides. It is a transcript of the gene mri, whose product is annotated as BTB/POZ domain-containing protein KCTD20. Bases 300 to 2123 code for a protein of 607 amino acids. The transcript is spliced from 13 exons. Gene Ontology annotation, molecular function: protein binding. Gene Ontology annotation, cellular component: cytoplasm. Gene Ontology annotation, biological process: positive regulation of phosphorylation. The record is from RefSeq and is a predicted model, not a curated record. NCBI's taxonomy places the organism in Eukaryota, Metazoa, Arthropoda, Malacostraca, Amphipoda, Hyalellidae.
AGAUCAUUGAAAUUCAUCAUAAAAUUUUUCUCAACAGCCUAAUUUCCUUGCAUAGCAGAUAUUGAUUUGCUGGUGUUGUCAAAAUUGCUUUAGAAUCGUGAAAAUUUCUGAGUUGGUUAUUAAUCCUUAUUCAGUAAGACUUGUAAACAUUAUUCCAAAAUACCUUGCCCUGUAGAGCAUUUCUCCAUAGCUGAAAAUUUAGGGCAUCUCGUGAAAAUUUAAUUGUGGCUCCGUGAACCAUUCCCUGGAUAACGUCAUCAAAGUUCUUGACGACUGAAGCGUUGCUGUGGUGCACAUUGAUGGCAAGUUCGAAGGACCGGCGCGGUGGUGGGGGCGGUGGAGGCGGUAACUACGACCACCCAGAGCACCACCACCUGCAUGAGUCCUCCAGCGACACCGACCACACGCCCGACGCUGACGAGCGCCGGCAUAGGGCCUUCAGGAGCAGAUUUGGAUACAGUGCCUCGUACCACAGCUCGUCGCCUAAACGCAAGAGCAUCCUGGUGCAGCGCGACAGCAGCAACGGCGCCCAGCAGUUCAGAGGCACGCUGGGCUCUGCUCUGUCCCCUCCCAGGUCCAGUGACUCCAGCAAGCACCGACAUCAGGGGACCCGCAGCCGCAGUGGGGGACUGUCGCGGGGUGUGCUGGGACAUUCGUCAUCCCAUGACGACUCUUCCCCUCACAACUCGUCCCACACGUCCCCUCAUCCCUCACCCCACUCCUCCCCUCUCAUGCACUCCCGCAUACCUGGACACCAGCUGAGCAGCAGCAGCAGCAGCGGCGGCACCAGCAGCGCCACCACCACAGCAGCGGCGGAGUACAGCAGCUGCAGCGACAGUCGCGUCACCCUCGUCGUGGACGGCACGCGCUUCAUCGUAGACCCUGCCAUCUUCACAGCCCACCCUGAGACCAUGCUGGGCAGGAUGUUCACGUCAGGCCUGGAGUUCAGCAGACCGAACGACCGCGGCGAGUACGAGAUCGCCGAGGGCUUCAGUGCCGCCGUCUUCAGGGCGCUGCUCGACUACUACAGGACAGGCGUGGUCCGCUGCCCUCCGUCAGUGACGGUGCAGGAGCUCAGAGAAGCCACGGAUUAUUUCCUCAUCCCCUUCGACGCCCACACCGUCAAGUGCUGGAACCUGCGCGGGUUGCUGCACGAGCUAAGCAACGAGGGGGCGCGGGAGCAGUUCGAGGUGUUCUUAGAGCAGCACAUCCUGCCUCUGAUGGUGGGGGCGGCCCAGCGCGGGGACCGUGAGGCACACAUCGUCAUACUUCUGGACGAUGACACCGUAGAGUGGGACCAUGACUACCCUCCCCAGAUGGGCGAGGAAUAUACCAGGACUGUGUGUUCAACUGCCAUGUAUCGUUUCUUCAAAUACAUCGAGAACAGAGACGUUGCCAAGCAGGUGCUGAAAGAGCGAGGCCUGAAGAAGAUCAGGCUCGGUAUUGAAGGCUACCCCACCUAUAAAGAGAAAGUCAAGAAACGUCCAGGUGGUCGUGCUGAGGUGAUCUACAAUUACGUACAGCGGCCGUUCAUGCGUAUGUCCUGGGAGAAGGAGGAAGCCAAGAGUCGUCAUGUCGACUUCCAGUGCGUCAAGAGCAAGUCAGUGACGGACCUGGCGGAGGCGACCACGGACCCCGCACCGGAACGCGUCGUGACCCUGGACCCUCCCCCGAUGCUGCUCACCAUGGACGUGGCUCGUGCUCAGGACCCCCUGCGGCACGACGCUCGUCCUCUUGCUCCUGCAGUGCUGGAUGCCGCCGCUGCAGUGCCUCGAGCGCUGCCCGCUGCAUCCAAUGCUGUGCCCGAGGGGCUUCAUGCGCACCCUGUGCCGCAAAAAGAGGGUGAGGCGCUUGCUCAGAGACCUGCUGAGCUGCAGGAUGAAGAUGAUGCUGGAGGAGCGGCACUUGUUCUUGACAGGAAUCUUGCGGCGGCCGCUGCCGCUGCUGCAUCUGGAGGCGUGUCCCAGCCCUCUGUAGCUGAGAUUGCUGUCCCUCAGGCGGCCGCUGCCGACGUUCCGCCAGCAGUACACAGAAGCGCACCAGACGCUGCAUUGGAAACCUGUCCUCCUUUGCCUCCCACUGACGCCAAGCCAGACGCUGGCCCAGCAGAAGGAGGCGCGUGAUGCCGCGAGCUUCGUCGAGGUGCUCCGCGGGCUGCUGCUGCUGGCGCUGCUCCGUCGUGCUCAUUGGUGCUCUCGAGUGCUCGCGAGUUUUCCAGCGCUAUCGAGACCCGAGGUGCUCUUGAGGCCCAGAGUGCUCAUGAGGUCUCUGGUGCAUAUAAUUUUGAGCGUGAUACAGUGCAGUCAGUUGCAUCAGACUAUCCCGCCGUGACAGAGAUGCCCAGCGUAACAGCUGUACCAAGCAUGGCGAGGGCAUCUAGCGUGGUGACAGCGCUGCCCAGCAUGACGGUUGUAUCAGUGUUGGCUGGCUCAGUAGCUGCGGCCACUGACGAUCUGCUGGAGGGCGCAGCGUCGCUACUCUGGGAGUUGGUGCUCUUCGCAUCGCAUAUCAUCUCGCACUGAUCCACCACUCACCUGCCAGUGGAUCAUUUCCCACUGAUCCACCGCUCGCCUGCCAGUGGAUCAUUUCCCACUGAUCCACCGCUCGCCUGCCAGUGGAUCAUUUCUCACUGACUCAUCCACGAACGCUGUUUUUUUAUAGCAAAGAAGGUUUACACUAUGUUGAAAUCUAUUUCGUCAAAUAAAUAACCCUAUUUUCAUCAACGUUUUCCCUCACAAUUUGGUAUUGAUAGUUAUUUAAAGUAAAACUUGAGAAAUCCAUGUAUUGUAUAUUUUAGCCAUGUUAUAUGUGAUUGUUUCUCACAUGUUCAGUUAAGGUUGUACAGAAUGUAAAGGAAUGACUUAUAUUGUUGUGGCUAAUUAUGGGCUCAGUACAUUGGCGUUUAAGGUAAAUUCUUGUUGGCGAAUCAUUCUGGGAUUUUACACAAGUUUUGCCCCCUGGAGCUCACUGUGGUUCGCACACAUUGCUUCCGUUACUUGCAGCUCCCGUGGGAUUAACGUCAGCGCUGCACAAAUAUUUCGUGGCGUAGAUAAUGCUUGAUUUUUGCCCCAAAAUAAAAUAUUAAGUUACAGAACACGCAUGUGAUCCGGUCAUUUUCAUGUGCUCGCUUCACAAAUCUCUUGAGUAACAUUCUGAAUAGUUGCCUGUAUAAUUUUCGAACACCUCUUGAUUUUCCACUCCACACCAUCUCUGUUUAAAUUUAUUAAAAGUAUUGCUUAUUGAACGCAGCAUUGAAUGAGCAAAGAUAUGCCGAUUAUACUGAAUGCUUUGCUAAGAUUGAAGUGACAUUUUGAUACUUGUGUUACCCGCGCGUCCCAAGCUCUUGAAAGUCUUUCUUUCUGUUUUUGUGCAGCAUAAUUAUCGGCUUUAUUGCUAUUUACACGUUGCGAUAUUUUUGCCUUAUUUGGAUAUCUUGAACUGGUUAUUUCAUUUACUUGUGUUUAUUAUAAUAUCGCGUUAUAUUUUUUAGGUCCUGAGUGCGAGAUCAACGAUUUGUUGAAGCUACAGGACUUUGUACUGAAUGCAAUGUUGUAUUCGUUUCUUUUCAUUAGUAUUGUAUAUUAUUUGCCUCUCUGGCCGGUCUCUGAUCUAUAUAAACGUGUUUAGUAUGAGAACCUAUCAAUAUGUGCGCUUAUUGUAAAAGCUCCAGUUUGAACUGCAGGAAUUUUCGAACAACGUCGGAAUUGUUUCAAUGCUGGUGAAGUAGUUGUCUUUUUUUCCACUACCAAUUUUAUCGGUGAAUAAACAUGAUCACCCAAUUAGAAGCUGAGUAUUAGAGUUUGUUUUUCUUCUGAAAUUCUAAUGUCGCCUUGGAAAGCAUUUUUGAUGUGGUAUCAGAAUUUGUCUAAUGGUUUUGAACAGUCAAUGUUGAUCCUCCAUUUUAUUAUAUAUUACUACCAGUAAAACACUGACGCCGAGGGAAUUGAGUAAUAAUGUCUUCUCAAAGCGACUUCGUAUUACUUCCUUGCCUUUCAUGUAUUCAUGUAACACGAGUGUGCUCCGCUUCUCAGCGGCAUGAUUUUUUUUCUUUUAAUGCAAAAAUUUUUAUAAAAUAAGCGCUGCUUCACGCGAGGCUGCUACGCUUCUCAGCGGCUUCAUUGUUUUUCUUUUCCUACAAUCAUUCUUAAAAAAAGCGCUGAUUUCGAUGUUCCAUCAUUUUGUUUACUUGCAGUGCUCAUCGUUUUUUCCCUACAGGUGAAAGUUUGUGCUUGAGUCAGCAAUUCCGUCCGCAGUGGCCGACGUUUCUAUUUGAUUAGUUGAUCUCGGCAUUUGUUCCAAUUAUUGGAGUAAUUUCAACUAAUUUCUAACUUUAUCUAUGAUCAGCUCAGCCCUUAAUUGACGUUUAAUGGAAACUUAUUUCAUUUGCGGUAAAUCCUUGUAGAAUCAAUACGAUUACAGCGUUGAAUUUUCGUUUCGACAGUUGAAUUAAGUUCUAUUUCUUCAUGCCUGCUAAUUUUGUUGCUCUAAUAUAGACAAAGUUAGAUUUUCUAAUCGAUGUGAUCAUGUGUGACUAUAAAUGUACGGUACUCGCUGGUAGUAUUUCAACCCGUGUUAAUCACAUUAACAAUUUUGCAGUCCUUGGUAGCGACCUCACACCCUAAUAAAAUUUAGAGUCGCCCCAGCCUCUGGUACUCAAAAUCAGAAGCUGACGCGUCUGUAAAUUUUCAUUGGGCAUCACUGCGACUUUACUUGCCAUGCUCGACGAGGCUGACAGAGGUGCCUGCUGACGCUGUCAGAUGUUAAUGUGUUGCUAUCAGUAUAGUACUUGCACGCACUGAAUUGAAACAUUUGAAAUAAUAUGUUGAUGUUUAGUUUGUGCUGUUCAACCCAUCAUACUUGUUCUUCUUCACUCUUACUACAACAAACAGAUAAUCGCUCCACGCACCAGUGAAGCAUGUGCAUGAAUGUCGCGUGCCAACUGCUACAAUUUUAAUGUAGACGCAACUUGGCCUUCCACGCCUUGUGCAAAUAAAAGACGUAGAUAAAAUGAUAUUUACACAUAAAUAAAUGUUAUUUUUUUAGCUUUAUUUAAAAUGAAAUUGCAAUAGGACCUGAUAGUGAACUAACCUGGAAUUGUUCUCGAAAUCUUUUGUUUCAAUUGAAAUAUGGUCGAACUAAUGCUUCUGGACAGCGUCUCUUUAUAUAACGUACAAUUAUAAGGAAAUUUUAAUAGUCAGUAAGGCGUACUCGUAUUGCUUCACGUGUCAUAGAGUAUCUUUCAACUUCAUUGCUGUAAAGCAUUUUUUUAUAAUGGGAAAUGCAUCGAAGAGAUCGACAGUAUAUUUGAGAGGUACGCCUCGAAUACGCUAAUUAUAGACCACAACGACUGCUCGCCGUGCAAAUGACGUAGAAACAAAGUUGAGUACCAGUUGAUUUCCUUGGUACAAUUUUUAUUUUACGUUGUACCAAGAUUUCAACGUCAGAUGCCUCGACGAUGUGUCCAUAUAGUAUAGCUUCUGCAAGUUUUGAAGUUGCAUGAUAAGAGGCAUGUUUGUAUACGCGUAGUGGUUACACUUUUUAAUAUCGGUUUCAAGACCUACUGAUUGUACAGUUAUUCAUCAUUAUUUUCUUCCUAUUUAAAUUUCAACGAUGGCAUCCACCUGCGCUUCUGAUGAUGGAAACUUCCUUGUAAAUUAUUUUACUUAAUCUGCUGAUGGGCCACGAACAUGUCUCCGAUCGCGGUUCAAAAUUUGUUGCUAGCUGUGUGGCAUAAAUGGUUGUAUAUCAAAUUAGCCCAAAUUCCUAAAUGAACUGUGGCAACUGUAUUGUUAUUGCUACGAAUUUAGCUCCAGCGAGUCGCAAGUCAAUGCGGAGACGCGUUUCCUCCGCUGCUCGCUUCGUGGCAAUUCUAUCGCGUUUCUCUUGAUGCAAGUCACCUUUUGUGGAUUAUUCCACGUAGCUCUCAUGUUUUUGAUAUUCAAAAUUGAUCCCACUGAUGCGCAUGUUAUGUCAUCUCCGUACCAACCUAAUUUGAUCAUCUAUCUCAAUGUUCUACAGCAUUAAGCCGCUCGCAAAGCAAGAGCCGGUCAAUGUUCAAGUGUAUCUGGUGUGAUAUUAUUCCGACUACAAUACUCAUUCUUUGUAAUUUCUGGUGCUGCUUUCGUUUUUGAAGAAGCUGACGUUUAUGUAGUUAUGGAAAAUAGAACUAGAGCUCCCAUAUCAGCAUAGAACAGUCAUUCAAUGGCAAUAUAUCAUUAGCUUUUUGGUGUUAGUGCUGUAGUGGUUUUGUAAUUGACUCUUGAGAUCUUUUGGUUAUUUCUUUCCAGCGCCUGUUGAUGGAUGACGACGGGCUAUUUAAUUGUAUUUAUUAUUGUUUGAAAUUAAAUCUUUUAAAUGCGUUGUCGACAAAGAUCACCAAGGAAAUGAAAUAUUAAAAUGCUGUGAUUUGGUUUUCAAGGGCCAGGUGAUUUUAUAUAUGAUGACCUCCUAGCUACUGAUGUUGCCUGCAAUUGUGUGUAAAUAGACGUCAAUAAGGCUGUUGCUUCAUUUUUAUAAAUACAUAUGUAUAUAGUAUCGCAUAA